GCGUAUUAAUUGGUUAUUUGAGAACUGUAAAAGCCUCAGAUGCGAAAAGAUAAUCAACGAGAUGAUUCUCGAAUAUAAAAGCGACAGGGUACGAUCCCUUCAGCAGGUUAACCUUUUUCAUUCUUUUUUGUGUGAGUAAUUUCACCAUAGAAAAGUGGUGCAACAACGACUGCGUUACUCAAUUAUUCGUAAACUAUUUAUUUUGCUCUAAGAAAAUAAAUAGCGCGAUUGCCUAAAAACCAUCAAAACAAUCUUUAGGAAGGAAGCUACUUUCAGGUCCACUAUCCAUAAUAAUGAGCGACGAAACUGACGACCGUCUUACUUAUACAUAUGGGAGUCGAAGUUCACAUUCAUCCGAACCGGAAGAAGACAAAAAGGGAGUGCAAACAUGGACGGUAAAGUCAACUGAAUCCAAGGAUGAUGAAUCGAAAGUUGAUGACUUGGGACCUCCUCUUCCGUCAAGGAGUUUAUACUCUUUUUUCUUUGGACCAAGGGUUAAAAUACCAAAUGACGCUAUAGCCACGCAGUAUUCGGUUUAUGAUGACCCACUGGCUCGAGAGGCGUAUUAUCCUAUUGAUACAUACGAAAAUAAACAUCGGUUCGAUCCAGGUUUUCGAUGGACAUGGGGAGAAGAAAAAUGGCUUGUAAGAAAAAUGGACUUGUUCAUUAUGCUUUGGACAUGUGUAAUGUUUUUCGCGCUCGAGUUGGAUCGUGCAAACAUUAAACAAGCUUUGAGCGAUAACUUUUUGGGUGAUUUGGGUAUGAAUACAAAUGAUUAUAAUAACGGUAUGAUUGUUUUUUAUUGUUCCUUUUUACUUGCCGAAUUGCCCUCGCAAUUGGUCAGCAAACGCGUUGGUCCUGACCGCUGGAUUCCCACCCAAAUUACGUUAUGGAGUAUUGUUACGAUAUUUCAAAUUUUUGUAAAAAACAGGGCCACCUUUUAUGUUACACGGAUGCUACUUGGAAUUCUUGAAGGAGGGUUCAUUCCUGAUGUAGUUUUGUAUCUUUCCUAUUUUUACACUGGUUCGGAGCUAAAUCUUCGCUUUUCCUUCUUUUGGAUUUCCAAUUAUAUUGCUGAUAUUUUCGCCUCUUUUUCUGCUGUCGGCAUUCUCAAAUUACGCGGUCACCAUGGGAUUGCUGGCUGGCGUUACCUUUUUUUGAUUCAAGGCCUUAUCACUUUAUUCAUUGGAUUAUUAUCCUACGGUAUGAUGCCUUCUGGACCAACAGCUACUGCAUCUUGGUUUCGUGGAAGAAAAGGCUGGUUUAGUGAGCGACAAGAGAAAAUCAUUGUGAAUCGAGCACUACGAAACGACCCAUCGAAGGGAACCAUGCAUAACCGACAAGCAUUAACACCUAAGCUUCUAUGGAAAGCCAUUUGUGACUAUCAUUUGUGGCCUCUCUAUGCUAUUGGUAUUUGUUUUAAUAUUCCAUAUCUCCCACCAUCAUCAUACUUAACCUUAAGCCUUAAAGAUCUCGGAUUCUCAACAGUCUUAACUAACCUACUGGUCCUGCCGUCUACGUUUUUGACGAUUAUAAAUUUAUUAGGAAUCACAUUUUUCAGUGAAAUGGUUGGAGAAAAAACAUUAGUUUGCAUGGGUCCGCAAUUAUAUGUGCUACCAUUGUUAAUUGCAUUGUACCUUUUGCCUGGAUCCACCAAUAAGUGGGUGUUGUAUGCAAUCUCUACUUUGAUUGUUGGCACUCCUUACGCUCAUGCCUUGCAGGUGGGUUGGAAUUCUCAAAACUCGAAUUCUGUUCGCACUCGCACUGUUUCCGCCUCAUUGUAUAACGUUUCAGUUCAGAUUGGUAGCAUCGCAUCUGCCGUAAUUUAUCGGGCAGACGACGCUCCUCGCUAUCGACGUGGAAAUCGCGACCUUAUUGGUAUAACGUGUAUGAACAUUGUUAUUUAUUUAUUUACAAAAGUCUUUUAUGUUCAUGUGAACAAAAAAAGAGACAAACUAUGGAAUGGAAUGACGGAGGAGGAGAAAAAAUAUUACAUUGAAAAUACUACCGACGAAGGAAACAAGAGAUUAGAUUUUCGUUUUGUCCACUAAGUCCCUUUUGGAAAUUUUUUUUUUUUUNUUUUUUUGAUUUAUUUUAAUAUCCAUGUUAAUUAUUAGCCUCCUUUUAUUUUUUAACCGAUUUUCCCUUUGUUGCUACUAGGCUUAUACACCUAUAAAAUAUUAGUGUCAAGAGAGCCUUCAUAUCAGCAUAUGUAACAGUCAAAUUACGGCAAAGUAUAAAUUGUUUUACGUCGCUACCUGCACUCAGCGCAGUACGUAAACAGAUAAAAGUUUCAAUUUGAGAAACGAUUGAUUUACAAAGGACAAAUGAGCUAUAGAGCAGUUUUAUUGAUCGAUUACAGUAAAUGUAUUUUUUCUAGAGAUAUUCAGCUAAACCUUCUAUUAACAAGAUCAUAAACUUGGGCUAAUACUAUUAAUUGAAAUAGAUUGUCUGAAUUUCAAACUAAACACCAACGUUUGAAGCAAUAAGUGAUUGUAUUCGUCACGAGUUUAAUCUUCCCGUAACAUUACAAUUUGUUCAUCCAGCAGGUCUUCUAAAGCUAACCGAGACUACAAUGAAUAAAAUACAGUUAUAUUACGAGAAUAUUCUUCAUUUAAUUAAAGAGUAUUAAAAUAAUGAAUAAAACAAAUGCUUUUUGACUCGAUUUGGUCGACUCUGUCGGGCUUUCAGCUCUCAACCUUUUUGGCCGACUCUUACCUUGGGUGUACACUUCGUGCAAUUCAUAACGCUUCUUCUAUUCGUUAAAGGCAAAACUACAAGAACAAACUACAAUGCAGCAGCAAGAUAUACGCAAGAUGUUACUCACUGCUGACUGUUCCGGCUUUUGACAAAACACCAGUUUCCAUCAAUGACUGGACAAAGUGAUUUAGGGGUACACUUCUGGGGUACCAAGUUCAUGCAGGCAAUCAAAUCGGAUUCAAGUAAACCACCAGGGGAUGGGUAAUCGUUAACUUUUCCGCACGACUCGUCCAAGACAUCCAAAUCCAUAUGAAUCAGAGCCGGACUGUAUGAUCGCCGUUCAAGUUGGGUAUUGAGAUCGUGGGCGAAAUCCACUUUUCUCGAGGUGUCACCCCAAAUACACUCCAUACCAGCAUCUAUUACACGUUGUCGCUGAACCUCAGAUUGGUCGCGUAGACCACAGUAAAGGAACCGGUGAUAGUCAAAUGGCUCAAAUCCAGGUACAGUUUUCAUUAACGUCUUCCAGCUUUCUCCCCGGAGCAUAGACAAACCCAUGGCAUCAAAAUAGCCGUUUUCGUUGACGUCAGGAGAGUCAAGAUCGUCAUGAGCAUCAAAGUAAAUGAAUGCUAAAUCCUUAAUUUUCAGCCCACAUGCGACAGCAGCGCUAGCCAUGCAGUUGCCAGAAAGAAUUAGGGGAAACGUAUUCUUGGCGACGGCCUCGGUAACUGCAAGCGAUGUACGACGCAUAAUCUCAAAACUGCGGCCGAUUUCACCCUCAAAGUCAUCCACGCGAUUAAUUUCCUUCAACUCAACCUUGGCACCCAGCCGUUCUAGUUUUUGAACUAAUCCCAGCGAUCGAAUUCGCUUAGGACCAUUGCCUACACGGUGAUCACGAAGGCCAACAUGAUAGGGAGAGAAAAUAAUGGUAAUAGCACGGGCGGACAUGAUAACUUUGAAUCUUUAUUUUUGUUUUUUGCUGAGAUCGGUAUAGCGUCAGGAGUAUAUGAUUUUAUAGUUAAUGAGAUUGAACGAG
This is a messenger RNA of Schizosaccharomyces cryophilus OY26, 3733 nucleotides long. RefSeq names its product phthalate transporter. Bases 294 to 2051 code for a protein of 585 amino acids. Gene Ontology annotation, biological process: transmembrane transport. NCBI's taxonomy places the organism in Eukaryota, Fungi, Ascomycota, Schizosaccharomycetes, Schizosaccharomycetales, Schizosaccharomycetaceae. The record is from RefSeq and is a predicted model, not a curated record. The transcript is spliced from 2 exons. Gene Ontology annotation, molecular function: transmembrane transporter activity. Gene Ontology annotation, cellular component: membrane.